AUGUCGUACCAAUCAGAAUCACGCCUUGAUUUUAAUUCUUUAUUUGUUGAUAAUGCUCAAGAUAAUAAUGAUAUUGACAAGGGUGAUGAAUAUGAGGACAUUGUAGGAGAAGCUUAUUGGCUUGGUAAGCAUGGCUUGUCAAUGGCACAAUCGGCUGAUGAUGUGUGGAAAAUAAUAUGGAAUAUGAAAGGACCUCCCAAGCUUGCCCAUUUCCUUUGGAAGGCGUGUAAGGGAUUCCUGGCGAUACGAGAAAGACUCCAUUAUCGUCAUAUGCUUAAGGAUAAGACUUGUUUGAUUUGUGGGAAUGGGGAUGAGUCUAUUAUAAAUGCUACAUUUGAGUGUAAGGCGGCUGUUGAGAUAUGGGCAGCUAGCAGUUAUAACUCUAUUGUUUCACAUACUCCUUCUCUGAAUUUUGGGAAUCGAUUGGUGUGGCUAGUGUCGAAGGUCUCGAGUGAGGAGUUGAGAUCAAUGGCCACUCGAAUAUGGGCGGCUUGGUGGUGUCAGAACAAGUUUGUCUUUGAGCAAAAGAGUGUGUGUGCUAUGAGUGUUGUAGCUAGAAUUUUUAUGGGGCAGAGUUCGCAUAACUUGCCCUUAGUGAGUGCGUGGCAAUAUUCGAAUGUGGGUGUCAUUAAAAUCAACUGUGAUGCCUAUGUUGGGAGUGUGACUAGUGACGAUGGGGGCAGGAUAGUAGCUGCAGCAGUUCGCCAGGAGAAGGUGGGCUGGCCUUCUGAUCUAGCUGAAGCUACUGCUUGCAAGUUCGGGCUCCAAGUGGCGUUUAGGCUGGGGUACUCAAAUGUGCAAUUGGAGAGCGAUGCAUCCAAAAUUGUUCAAGGAAUUAGGAGGAAGGCAUGGGAUCCUGAUAUAUACAGUCCAAUAAACUAUGAAGCUGAUUUGGAUACCGAUGAUGAGCUUGAAUUGCAGUUUUUGCAGGCCACACUUGAUGAUAAAGACAUAGCUUAUGAGCAGGUUUCUCCUGUUGACUGCGUAGACAAUGCCUCAUCAUCUGGUUCUUCCAGUUACAACUCCAAGAAAGUUGACCAUUUUGUUUCGAUGGGCUUUGAGGAGAAAUUGGUUCUUGAAGACUCCCUUGGAGAAGAUAUUGGUUCUUCUUCCAAGCCGAAGUCACCCACUCAUAUAAAUGAGGACUUUUUAGAUGAUUUUUCGGACUGUGAUAGUUCUUGUGGAGAGGCAGAGGGAAAAGAAAGAGAUGCUGAUUACAAAAACAAGACCAUAUCAAUAAUGGUUGAUAUGGGUUACAACCUUGAGGAUGUUCUAAUUUCUGUAGAGAGAUGUGGUUAUGAUGCGUCCAUUGAAGAAUUGGCCGAUUUUAUCUGUGCUGCUGAAAUGGCGAAAGUUGCUGAUGCAACAGAAUUCCCUGACCGUAGUCGAAAACUUGAGAAACCUCAGAUGGACAGAAAAAGAAAAUCUGUUCAGGUCAUCCAGAGGCCUAAAAAGAAACCAGUACCAGAAAGAAUGAUGGAGGAAAGAAAUUUCAAACAGAUGAUUGGGUUUGGGCUUCCAGGGUACCCUCCUGUUAGAACCAGUAGGAUACUACCUGAUGAGGCUUUAGGUCCCCCGUUCUUUUUUUAUGAGAAUGUGGCUUGUACUCCCAAGGGGGUUUGGGAACAAAUCUCCCGGUUCCUGUACGACAUUGAACCUGAGUUUGUGGACUCCAUACAUUUUUCUGCAGCUGCAAGGAAAAGAGGGUACAUUCAUAACCUUCCCAUCACGAACCGACAGCCUUUACUUCCAAUUCCACCAAAGACAAUUCAUGAAGCAAUACCUGAAGCAAAGAAGUGGUGGCCUUCAUGGGAUAAGAGAACAAAGCUGAAUUGUCUUUUAACUUGCAUUGGAAGUGCUCAAUUGACUGAGAGAAUUAGGAAGAGGGUUGAAUCUGGCGAACCUUCUGAAACUGAUAAAAAGUUUGUUAUCGAGCAAUGCAAGAAAUGGAACUUGGUGUGGGUUGGAAAGAACAGAGUGGCAGUCCUUGAACCUGAAGACAUGGAGAUGUUGCUUGGAUUCCCAAGAUUUUACACCAGAGGUGUUUGCCGGACUGACAGAUACAAAACCCUGGGUAACUCCUUUCAGAUCGACACUGUUGCCUACCAACUCUCAGUUUUGAAACCGAUGUAUCCAAGUGGCAUGAAUGUUCUUUCGCUUUUCUCUGGCAUUGGUGGAGCAGAAAUUGCCCUCUACAGACUUGGGAUCCCGUUGAAGAAUGUUGUGUCAGUGGAGAUUUCCAAUGUGAGCCGGGAGAUACUCAGGCAGUGGUGGUCAGAGACAGAGCAAGAGGGUAGACUUAUCCAUGUUGAUGAUGUUCAAACAAUUGAUAAUGAAAUGAUGGAUCAGUGGAUUGAAGAGCUCAAUGGAUUUGAUCUUGUGAUAGGUGGAAGCCCGUGCAACAACUUGGCUGGUGGCAACCGGAGGACCAGAGAUGGGCUCCAGGGAGAACACUCCUCUCUCUUCUAUCAUUACUACCGCAUCCUCGAGUAUGUCAGAAUGUCAAUGAAAAGAAGAGCAGCUUUCCUAUAGUUAGCAGCUUAACAACCAGCUUAUAUCCCUGUCAAAUUCACUGGCUUACAAAUAGAAAAUCUGAGAACUUUUGUAGGCUUAACAAUACACCAAAUUACAAACUUAUUCAAUUUAUUAUGCAUGCUAUUGCAUUGGCAUUAUACAACAGAAACAGGUAAAAUACUGCCUCGAGGACCUGAUUCAAUCUCAGUGUUUAGUUGAUUUCUUAGAGAUCUUACUCUAAAUAUUUGGAAACAAUUUUUCUUGUAUUAUUACUUGAGACAGCA
This is a messenger RNA of Chenopodium quinoa (quinoa), 2798 nucleotides long. RefSeq names its product DNA (cytosine-5)-methyltransferase DRM1-like. Gene Ontology annotation, cellular component: nucleus. The record is from RefSeq and is a predicted model, not a curated record. Bases 1 to 2532 code for a protein of 843 amino acids. The transcript is spliced from 8 exons. Lineage: Eukaryota; Viridiplantae; Streptophyta; Magnoliopsida; Caryophyllales; Amaranthaceae. Gene Ontology annotation, molecular function: RNA-DNA hybrid ribonuclease activity; nucleic acid binding; DNA (cytosine-5-)-methyltransferase activity.